Corylus avellana is the source of this 2006-nucleotide messenger RNA. Its product is annotated as YCF20-like protein (DUF565). Lineage: Eukaryota; Viridiplantae; Streptophyta; Magnoliopsida; Fagales; Betulaceae. The record is from RefSeq and is a predicted model, not a curated record.
AUGUGUUUUUUUUUUUUCCCCUCUGGUAUUUGCCAAUAGAAUUUGCGUUAGUAUACCCAUUGUUCUUAAAAAAGGAGUCUUCCCCAGUUACCAAACCUUAAUUGACAUUUAUUAUCAGAAUGAUUCGCCAAAAACCCAUUUGCUAUUUGUUAUGAUUGAGUUCACUCUUUCUCUCAUUUUUCCUUCUCUCUUUGGGGUUAUUGCUUUUGUUUCUAUUUUUGAAUUUUAUGGUUGUUAUGUGUGAUUUUUACAGCUUAGUGAGCAAAACCCAGAAAGGAAUAGCUGUGUAAAUCUCCCAGAACUCAAAACCCCAAGAAAUUUACAGGUUUUUUCAUGUAAAUGGCAAUUACGUUCAAGUUGCAUAAGCAUAACUAUCAAAGAAAUGCUAUGCUUCUAUCUCCAAAGCAAGCUGUCAGAUCGAGAGUUGCAAUUGUGUGCCUUGCAUCAUGCUUUCAUCCAACUACUGCAUUGGGACAGAAACUCCACUCCAAGUACAGUUUCUUUCAUGUGGGCCAACCAUCUUUGGUCAACAAUUUCAAGAGGAUGACUUGGUCUAUUAGGAGCAAUGUGGAUAGGCGCGGAUUUGAUCCUUCUUCCACAAAUAGCCCCAAUGGCAGAACCCGUUUAAUAAGGGCCAUACGAGCUGUUCAAACUAAGGUAGAUACAAGAAUUCAGGAGAUAAGGAAAGAUCUUCCAGUGAAAUUAUUGUUUUUCUUGGUAGGGUUUUACUGUGCAACUGCCUUUGCUACUGUUAUUGGGCAAACAGGUGACUGGGACAUUCUAUCUGCCGCCUUGGCUGUGGUUGUUGUUGAGGGCAUUGGGGCUCUCAUGUAUAGAGCUUCUCUUCCUUUAGUGAGCAAGAUUAGGAGCCUGAUCACCAUGUUUAACUAUUGGAAGGCUGGGCUUUCACUCGGUCUCUUCUUGGAUUCUUUUAAAUAUGGGAUUGAUGACAUUUUUGGAUCAAGUGACCCCUUCACUUUUGAAAUAGAUUUGUUCCACAUAAUCUUCUAACACAUGGCUCUUCAAAUGCUGUUGACUGUUGUAUUUUCUAGCCAAGCCUGGUGAAGUGAUUCGAAAGCACGAGUCAGGACACGGCUGCACCUGUGGGAGUAACAUCACAAGUUAGGUUGAGGCUGCACCUUAAAUAGAAAAAUGAGGAUCAUAUUGCUCAUAGGUUGAGGCAGUAAGGUUUGGCCUGAUGACAUUGAAAUGUGACCAUAGAUAUGGCCUUGGAUAGCUGUAAUGGGGGAAUAAAGAUCAUGCAACCAAUCUGUGAUAGACGGAACAAGCUUUAGUUUAUGCUAAGUCUGCUCUCUUUGUUAGCCUUUUAUGUUCAGUUAUGUCGCAUUGUUUCCUGAAAGUAAGCUACUUUGCUUGCCAUCAGUGGAAUGCUAUCAGCUACAUGUAUCCAUUCUGCAGGGGCAUUGGGCCCAGAAAAUGAGAUGAUUCUCACAUUGCUUUGUUUAAACAUGAUUCAUCUUUCACGAGAUCAAUUGAUCGGUUUUCUGAAAAAAUAGUAAGUUUCUAAAAUAGAUCGAGCUAUGCCUGCCCAGUUAACUAUGUCAAGCUCAAGAUUGACAAUAUCCGCCAUUGAUUGGAAGUGCCAAGAGCUAAGUCGGCAGUGUAUUCAGUUUUCCUGGUUUUGUUUGCAGGGUACUUGCCCUUGGUUGCUACACUUGCCCAUAGUUCCAAGGCGUUUUUGUUCAUAAAAAGAGCAGAUCUUGUUUGCUAAGAUGAGCCCAGUAGAGAUUGGAGCCUUCUUUGCCAUUGGUGACAUCUAGGACAAAAGUCAAGAAUCAAGGCCGCCUCCCAGAAAUCUUAGAAUUGAUGUCUUUUAUAAUUCUUCCUCUUUAAAUGGCUAUUGUCCAUUUUUACAAAUAAACUUGUCAAAAGCUUGUUUUUUGAUUUAGUAAUGUAAUUUCGUUGUAUUGAUUCUAUUAGGCCCCAUGACAUGGUUUGAGCUGUUGAGGACCACUGUUUAUUUAAAAUGCAAUUUUUCCUCUACA